Oncorhynchus tshawytscha (Chinook salmon) is the source of this 2258-nucleotide messenger RNA. Its product is annotated as coagulation factor XIII B chain-like. NCBI's taxonomy places the organism in Eukaryota, Metazoa, Chordata, Actinopteri, Salmoniformes, Salmonidae. The transcript is spliced from 10 exons. Bases 73 to 1515 code for a protein of 480 amino acids. The record is from RefSeq and is a predicted model, not a curated record.
CACUCUUCACUGCUCCCUGGGGGCUGGAACUCUGUAGACAAACAUUAACUUUGGGAUAGACACUGUUUAUCUAUGUUCUAUUCCUUCUAUUUUCACUGCAUCUACCAUUUGAUCAACAUGAAAUCAUCUCUGACUCUACUGUGUCUGGUGGUAUGGGUGAAUGUGGAUGCUUCAUCAGCUCAGACUGAAGUGAAAUGUAAUGUAUCAUUGCCACCAACAAGAGGAACCAGUUACACACCUGCUGACAGAAAUCUGUUCUUGCCUGAUGAACGUGUAACGGUGACCUGUGACUCAGGAUUCUGGAACUUUUUCUCACGUCAGACUGAAAAUACAAUAACAUGCAAAGAGGACGGAAAGUGGUCAUCUUCUACAACAGAUUGUGAACAAAUAGAGGGAGCAUGUAUCAACCCAACUGUGAUGAAUGGAUUCCUAGUUCAGUCAAAUGAGAGGAAUGUUGAUCCCAGGAAAAGCAAGAUAUACUUUUCCUGCAAUGAAGGGUUCAAACCCUCUACCGGGGGUUGGUGGGGUGAAGCCACAUGUACUGAGGGAACAUGGUCUGGAAUAGUAGAGUGUAUUGAUAAAUCACAAUGUGGCAGAAUCCCUGUCAUUCCCAACACAAGAAAGGUACCUCACAGUGAAGUCUAUAACAAUGAACAAACUGUUACUAUUGAUUGCAAAGUUGGAUACACAUCUGAAACUAAGACUAUAAAAUGUAAGGAUGGAGAAUGGCAAACACCGUUACCAGCUUGUAGACCGCAAGGCGUUCCAUGUGAUCCUCCACCUAAAGUUGAAAAUGCAAUUGUUAAAAUCCCGUAUAAAAAUAAAUAUAUAAAGGGAUUUGAAGUGAAUUAUGAAUGUCGCAAGUCCUUUGAAAUAGAGGGACAUAAAAAACUUACUUGUGAAAAUGGGAGUUGGACAACUCCACCACCAACAUGCAAACAGUACUGUGGUAAGCCUGAGGGCACAGGGAGGAGAAUGGAGAUUCCUGACCAAGUGCUGGAGAGAUACAAAAAUGGGAACCAAAUAGACUAUACAUGCAUUAGCCCAUACAAAGACCCCGGAGGAAAAGCAACUUGCAAGAAUGGAGAAUGGCACAUGCCAGUUGAGUGUAACGCAAGCUGUCCUGAUCCUCCUCCCAUUACUAAUGGAGAUUUCACAAAGGAAAAGAGAGAUGUUGAAGGUGUAAUUACAGAGGUGUCCUACCAAUGCAGCAGACAGUAUACACUGAGUUUCACAGGCAGCAUCAGAUGUCUGAAUGGAAAAUGGCCGAGUCCUCCAAAGUGUUUACGGCCUUGUGAGAUUUCCACUUUUGAUGCAGAGUACAAUCUACAGAAUUUACCCAAGAAAGAUUAUAGUGCGCACGGUGAAAAAAAGACUCUUCAUUGCAAAGAGGGAUAUUACCAUAAAUUGAAACGUUAUUCACCAUGGAAUAUAGAAGAAAUUGAGGUGAAGUGUGAUGAUGGAGAGUUACAGUAUGGAGAACACAUACCUAUAUGUAGCCAUCGUUAUUCAUAGGUAGAUGAUGAACAUAAUGGAGUCAUGAUGUUCCCUCCAUCAACUUCAAGAAUCCAUACAAAGCCGCCUUUUUAUGCAAGGAGAAGACCCAUUUGCUUUUGUGGUGUCUGUCGCUUGUUUAAUUUAGAUUUAGAAGAAAUGUGAGCCAUCCAGUAAUGGAAUACAUGUGUCUUUUCAACAUUUGACAUUGUAUCAUCAUUGAAACAAAAUAACCGUAUCUUUCAUAUCAUAUCAGUCUCAGCUUCACUAUAAUAACAGUACAGCUAUCUAAAGCUAGACUAAAAUGGUACAUUUGUUGUAUUAGUACAAAGUGAUGUGAUUGUGUGAAUAUCCUUCUAUCAAGUUUAUAAAUUGCCUGGCUGGGCUGAUGAGGCAGUGGAUUGCGCAGUCAGUUGGAACAGAGUAAAUAGGCAUUUUAACAUCAUAGAUUUAGCCGGUGGUAGCUUGUGGAAUAGGCACCGGCUGGAAUGCGGUCUUAACCAAUCAGCAUUCAGGAUUAGACCGACACGCUCUAUAAUGUGUGAAUAUUCUCCUGUAUCUCCCAGCUGUGUGAUUCAUUACCUCAAGGUGUAAUAUAAGUGAACAACUGUUAUGAUUGUAAUUGACCUUAUCAAGACAAUAAAGCUGUGGAAAAGAGAUGACACGUUGUCUCCAUGAGUCUUUACAAGGCUACAGUACAACAGAAUAAGAUUUACAGAUGUUAACCUAACAAAUGCACAUUAAAGCUGACAAACUAUUUCUCA